UCGAGUUUGUUGUUUUUCGUUGUUUCGUUUUUUCCGCUCCGGUUCGUUGUUGUUUCGUCGGCAUUUUUCGUUAUCCGUCGCGUUUCUUUUUGGCGGAGUGUAUAUUUUUGGUGGUUUUCGAUCUGUUUUGUUUGUUUUUUUCUGUGAGUGGCACGCAUGCGAAGGCAACAAAAUCCAGAAAAAAAAGGUUGCCAGUUGCAACGCUUUUCGACGUCGACGCAGCGCAGGCGCAGCUGAACAACGAAUCAAAUGGAAUUGGUUUUCGCCUCGGCAAGCAAUUAAUUGGAAUUACAUUCAACUGGAAGUGAGCUCAUUCCAGGAUAAGGAAAUCGACUUGUUUUUAAUUGGAUUUGCAACGCAAAGUGGUGGAAAAUUGUGGCAAAUUCAACUAACCUAGCCAACUGUCAUUGUCUUUUGGCAUUGGGCAAGAUUUUAAUUGAAAAAGUUUUGCCAACUCUCGCACGCAGCAGAGAUGACUGUGAAAUUGGCCAAGCUGUUUGGUGGUGUUGAGGUCCUGGACUCGGGCAAUUCGCCACAUCAGGAGCAGCAGCAGCAGCAGCAGCAACAUCUGCAACAGCAGCAGCAACCACUGACUGCACCGCAGCAACAUGUGCAACAACCACCGCCUCUGCCGCCACCGAAUGCAAAUAUGAAGAGUUUAAAGUAUUACGAGCAUCUGCAGGCCACCUACGACUGCCACCACGAUCUGAUGGAUCAGGAUCAGGAUCAGGAUGACUACGAGGACACCUGCAUGCAGCGCAAUCAUCCGUACAACAACUCCCAAAGGCCGCUUUUGGGUGACAGACGACCCCAGUUGACGGUGAUGAGUGUGGGCAAGAAGGGCAAGUCGGCUAUGGCCCAGCAAAAUCAUCCGCUGCCACCACUGCCGCCCCUAAGGACCUACAUCUCACCCUACGUGCAGCAACAGAAGCGGGACAGCGCCAAGGGAUUGCACGGGUUCAACGAUUUCGAUGCCCUGUCGCAGCAGUACAAUCAGCAUCUGCAGAGUCCACACAUUGGCUAUCCCUAUGGCAGUCCACCAUCGCCCACAGCUCAGUCCAGCGAUUUCUGUUUCGAUCGGCAGAACGGAUUGGUUAUGCUGCCCGGUGGAACCACCGCUCCCAUCAUCUCGAGCAGUUCCAGUAGCAACUGCAGCAGCUCGCACACCACAUCCACCUCCUCGCCCACUAGGUAUUACCCAGAUCAUCAUCAUCAUCAUGAUCACCAUGCGGCCAGCAGUAGUGCUCUGUUGUAUCCCUCCCGAUUCGAGGACGAUUUCUGCAUGCGUCGCCCAGCCGUCCUCGAGAGUUCCAGUUCGACACCCACUGCUGGAUUGGGUGGACCCUUCAUCUUUGGCAUUGCACCGGAGCAACAGGCCACGGAUUAUGGCAGCAAUCCACUGCCGCCAACGCCGCCUCAGCUGAAACAUCAAUCUGUGAUUAGCCGAAGUCCUUUGCAACAAUCGCUGAGCGAUACGAGUGCCGCCAGCAGCGGCAAAGGCUCCAAAUUCUUAUUGCGUAAGCGUAAAUCGAAGAAGACAGCCGCAACAACAGCAGCCACAGCAACAGCUGACAACGCGACAAAGGCCAAAAAAAGUGGCAAAAAGGGUGAGUUGCUUGGGAAAUUUAAGGAUUUUUCCACCUGCUCAAUGGAAGCUGACACUACUUCGCAGCCUUCGAUCAAGUGCGUGCUGGUGGGCGAUGGAGCUGUGGGCAAGACGAAUCUGAUCCUGUCGUAUCUGGAGAAUCGCUUCAAUCCCGAACACAUACCCACAGCCUCAGACAUUUAUAACGCCGAUGUGAAUGUGAACGAGAGUCCGGUGCACUUGACGCUCUGUGAUACCGCCGGCCAGGACACUCUGGAUCCGCUGAGGGAGCUCUGCUAUCCGGACAGCGACGUCUUCCUGCUCUGCUUCUCGGUGGUGAAGCCGGAAACGUUUCGGGCCAUCAAGGCCAAGUGGGCACCGAAGUUCGCCAAGACCAAGGCCGCCCUGAUUUUGGUUGGCACCCAGGCCGAUCUUCGCACCAGCCCCAAUGUCCUUAACAAACUGCAGACAAAUGGCGAGAAAGCAAUUUCAUAUGCAGACGCCUGGGAUUUGGCAACAACAAUUGGCGCAAAAUACAUUGAGACUUCGUCAGCCACACAGGACAAAGUCAAGGAUGUGUUCGACACAGCCAUUUGGGAGGGCCUAGUGCCCACCACCCUGCCGCCCACGCCGUCCUUCUGGAGGAAGCUCUUCUGCCUGGCCUGAAACUCGAAAAAUCUACUCAACUCCACACACGAUUUAUUAUUUUUUUUAUUCGGAUAGCUGUAGAUUAUAAUUAACUAUUAUUAUUUAUAUUGAACAAUUUUUUAUUAGAGAUUUUCGUUUAGCAGUGCUUGCACACAGACUGAUCUACACAAUAACUAAAAUAAUAUACCUAAAAAAAAGUUUAUUAAUAAUGUUUAAUGCCUAAACAAAUAUGUUUUCAAGAUCGAUUUUUUACUCGUACUCGUAAUCAUGUUCAUGGAUUUUUCCCAUUUUUUUUUUGCUUAAUUUAUAGUCGUAAACUAUUUAAACUUAAUUAUUAUGGCCCAGACCCACGACUAUGUUACAUCAUUCCAUCCGUUUUUAAGCAUUACGUUUUAAGCAAAUAUUUCAAAUAUUGUAUAUCGAAGGCAGCAUUAAAUAUAGCAAAGAAACAAAUUCACCAAAACCCGUAUUCUUUAAAUUGAAUUUUCCGUCCAGUGUUUCCAAAUAAUUUGGCAUCCUAAUGCCAUAAGUGCUGGCAAAAAUAAUAAUAAAUACCGAAGGCAUUACGCGGGGUUGUGUGAGAGACUUUGGAUUGGAGAGCAGAACCAACAAAAGCUACAUUAGCGUGCCAGCAAAGUCUCCACUCUCGACUCUCGACACCGCUAAGUAAACACACGCACAGUGCAGCCGCACACACCACACACAUACACCACACACACACACCACACACAUGCCACAGCAUCUGAAGGAAAAGUUUAAGGAAAAACUGAAAACAAAAUCUGUCAAGUUUGCAUACCCCCACAGUGGCUGUCAUUUUUGGGUGGAAAAGUAACAAAACUCUCUAAAAACCAUUUAUAAAAUUUAAAAACUUAUUUCUUCUCACACAGAAAUAUAAAAUGUUGAAUGAGUUUUAUAACUUUCUUAUCAUAAGAUCAGUUUCCGCGGCUUGAAAACUGUGGAAAGAUAAACUAAAAUAAAUUGCGAACUUAAAUGCACAAAGAUCAUAAAUAAUUACAAAAUGCAAUUGAAAAUUAAACAUUAAAAAUAC
Molecule: messenger RNA, 3281 nt
Organism: Drosophila elegans
Lineage: Eukaryota; Metazoa; Arthropoda; Insecta; Diptera; Drosophilidae
Gene: RhoU
Exons: 9
Coding region: 473-2251 (592 amino acids)
Biological process (GO): small GTPase-mediated signal transduction
Molecular function (GO): GTP binding; GTPase activity
Source: RefSeq, a predicted model, not a curated record